Molecule: messenger RNA, 1686 nt
Organism: Cannabis sativa
Lineage: Eukaryota; Viridiplantae; Streptophyta; Magnoliopsida; Rosales; Cannabaceae
Product: AAA-ATPase At5g17760
Exons: 2
Coding region: 109-1578 (489 amino acids)
Molecular function (GO): ATP hydrolysis activity; ATP binding
Source: RefSeq, a predicted model, not a curated record
GGUGGUGUUGGUAGGUACCUAAACAGCAAUUCUUUUUAUAUAUAUAUACAUAGAAGCCAUUACAGAGAAGAGAACAGAGUAGUAGUAUUAGUCGUCUUACAUGUAACAAUGUUUUCCACCAAUGAAAUGCCAUCUCCAUACUCAAUUUUCACAGCCAUGGCUUCCAUCACAGCUUCCAUAAUGUUCUUCCAAUCCAUGAUCAAUCAAAUCCUACCAAAACAAGUAACAAACUACCUCAUCUCCAUACUCCAACACCUCUUCCAAUCUCACUACCCACACACCACCAUAACUUUCGUAUUCGAAAAGGGAAGCGAAUACGGAACCCGAAACCAGAUCUACGACGCUGCAAGGGUUUACAUCACAACACUCAAACGAAGCCCCGAGACCAAAAGGCUCAGGGUUCGCAAAAGUCCCAAAGAAAAACCUCUCAUCUUCCGUCUAGAUGACGGAGAGAGAGUAACCGAUUUUUUCGAGGGAAUCGAGCUCGAAUGGAGAUUCGUUCUCCGAGCUGAUUCGGAUAAAGACACAAUGAAUGGAGGCGGUGGUGGUGGUGAUGGUUACGAGAAAAGACUUUACGAGCUGAGCUUUAACAAAAAACACGAGGAGAAGGUUUCAAUGGUUUACAUUCCUUUCGUUCUGGAAAGAGCGAAACGUAUUGAAGAAGAGAAUAGGUUUUUGAAAAUGCACACUCUUAAUAUUGGGUUUAAUGGGCCUUGUGUUGGUGUGAAUUGGCAAUCUGUUAAUCUUGAACACCCAGCAACAUUUGAGACUCUGGCUAUGAAAGAGAGCAAAAAGAUUAGUAUAAUGGAAGAUCUUGAUAGGUUUGUUAGGAGAAAAGAUUUUUAUAAGAAAGUUGGGAGAGCAUGGAAACGUGGGUACUUGUUGUAUGGACCACCUGGGACUGGUAAAUCGAGCUUGGUUGCUGCCAUGGCUAAUCAUCUUAAGUUUGAUAUUUAUGAUUUACAACUUGGUAAUGUACAGCGUGAUUGUGAUCUUAGAAGGUUGCUUCUUGCUACUGAUAAUAGGUCUAUAUUGGUUAUUGAAGAUAUUGAUUGCAGUGUUAGACUUCCUGAUCGUCUCAACAAUGGUGGAGAACAAGAUUAUCAAACCAAGUCUAAUAAUCUUGACAAUCCAAACGACAAGAAAAGUGUUUUGACAUUAUCUGGGUUGUUAAACUUCAUAGAUGGAUUAUGGUCAAGUUGUGGAGAUGAAAGGAUCAUAAUAUUCACCACAAACCACAAAGAAAAGCUUGAACCAGCUCUGUUGAGACCUGGUCGAAUGGACGUACAUAUUCACAUGGGCUAUUGUACGUACGAGGCAUUCAAGCAAUUGGCCACAAAUUACUUGGAAAUCUCUGGUGACCAUCACAACCACAAACACCUCUAUUCUGAAAUUAAAGCUUUACUCGAACAAGUACAAGUCACUCCAGCCCAAGUUGCAGAGGAAUUCUUGAAACAUGAAGAUGCUGAUUCUGCUCUAGAUCGAUUACUCAGUCUUCUUAGACGAAUCAAAAAUAAUGUGGAAACUGGUCAUCUUGAUCAACUAGAUCAUCACUACUCUGAGGCUUUAUAUGAAUAACUAAUUAAUUGCAUGAUUAUGUGGUCAAGUAAUUGAGUGAUUGUAACGUUUUUUUUUUUUUUCCGAAAGACCAGAAUGGAAUAUUUUUAUUUAGCCAAUUAGGUUUAA